AUUGGAACAUUUCAAGGUACUCUUUUUAAUUCAGUGUGGUUGAUCAGAAAGAGAAAGUAAAAAUCAGAAGUGUAAAAUACUGUGAAAAUGGUGGACAAACUAGUGAAUAGUGAAGCCAAUGCCCGUCGAAUACAGAUGGUCGAAAACUGUUUCGGCAGUUCCGGUCAGCCUUUGUAUGUUCCAGGCCGGGUCCUAGUUGGAGAAGGUGUACUCACAAAGAUGUGUCGCAAACGUCCAAAAGCGCGUCAGUUCUUUUUGUUCAAUGACAUUCUUGUCUAUGGUAACAUUGUAAUUGGCAAGAAGAAAUACAACAAACAACAUCUGAUACCAUUAGAGGAGGUGCAAUUACAAGCUCUUGAAGACAAUGGACAAUAUAGAAAUGGUUGGUUGAUUCGAACAGCUACAAAAUCAUUCGCCGUUUACGCUGCUACACAAACUGAAAAACAAGAAUGGAUGGCCCACAUAAAUAAAUGCAUUGAAGACUUGUUACGGAAAAGUGGCAAAAAGCCAGUAGAGAAUCAUGCAGCUGUUUGGGUGCCGGAUAGUGAAGCUAACAUAUGCAUGCAUUGCAAGAAAACGCAAUUCACUAUGUUAAUUCGAAGGCAUCACUGCCGAAACUGUGGUGCUGUGGUAUGCGGACCAUGUUCAUCGAAAAAAUUCCUUCUACCAGGACAAAGUACCAAACCCCUGCGUGUAUGUUUAGACUGCUAUGAUAAUCUAAGCUCAAUGAAGAGAGAAGAGAAUAAAGGAAUGAACGCCAAUAACAACAAACCAGUGACAUCUCCAGAAAGUUCCGGAGACGAUGAUUCAGACGAUGAAGAAGAAUCAAAAGAUACACAUGAUCAGCCAAAAUUCUACGGAGACGAAAAGCCAGAGAAAUAGCCGUACUGACACGGAAAAAGCAAUCCUCCCACAUCAAAGCCAGAUUCGUCUAGAAGUCUCACCAAUUCUAUAGGAAAAUACAAGCAGGAACAACAAGUGAAUAGUAUUUUAUUCAUCUCAAAAUCCCGCAAACACAACCUAGAUCUAUGUGAAUUGAAUUUUAAAUACAAACAAAUAACUAUAUUCUCAUUCUACCUUUUUUUUUGCACUAUAAGUUAUACAUGUUGUAUUGAAGAAACUAAUAAUUGGUAAUAUUUGCAGAAUCCCCAUUUAUUAGUUUCAUUAAAAUAACUUCUGCAAAACAAGAAACACAUCAAAUGCAACUUCUCAGUAACUUACCAUUUCCAUUAUUGAACUAUAACAAAAACUAAAAAAUGAUAUUGAACAAGAACCCUUGGGGUACAACAUAAUUGAUGUGUUCUGUUUUCCGAGAAAAAAAAAACAUGUUACAAUGUUUCGCCCACUUUCGGACACUUGUUAUCAGAAAUGUAGUGCGAAUUGUCUCGAUUGUGUCACCAUAUAAAUAUCGGUAAUCACUAAUCAUGGAGACAGUGAUGUUGUACGAUAACUUGUGUAUACACUCAUGACACUUAACCACUUGAUAUAUCUAUCGCUAAGAUAAGCACUCAUUCUUUUACAGUGAGGUAGAUUGAGUUUUUACGAAAAUGUUUAAAUUUUGGCGGUAGGAAUAAAGAGAUAGACAUAAAAAGUGGUUACAUUUUAUUCAUCGACGAGUAUAUAGAAGCUAUCGUGUAUAUUUUCCUUCCGUUUCAUCGGUACGAAAGUAGUGAAACAAGUGAAAACAAUAAUUAGUAUUUGCUGAUAAGUAAAACACACCAGCGUGUAAAAACAGGUCCACUGAAACAUCUUGUGUAAAAUCAGAAUUUAGUAAUGCAUGCUUCGACUUACGAAUCGGCUAAAUUUUCACCCAGAAUACUGUUAAUUUUAUAUUUCUAUUACCUUACGGUAUGGUCAUCAAAUAAAAAUGUAUAUGGAAUGUAUUUAAGUUUAUGAAUAAAGUAUAAAAAUUGCUCACAUUUUCAA
Messenger RNA from Ochlerotatus camptorhynchus, 1926 nucleotides. RefSeq names its product rush hour (gene rush). The transcript is spliced from 7 exons. Gene Ontology annotation, cellular component: early endosome. Gene Ontology annotation, biological process: endosome organization; endosome to lysosome transport. The record is from RefSeq and is a predicted model, not a curated record. Gene Ontology annotation, molecular function: phosphatidylinositol binding; metal ion binding. The coding region runs from base 88 to 882 and encodes 264 amino acids. NCBI's taxonomy places the organism in Eukaryota, Metazoa, Arthropoda, Insecta, Diptera, Culicidae.